GCCCUCAGGCUUUCAUGGUUUCUGUGGAGGCUUCUGGCGUGAUUCUGAUUGCUCUACCUUCAUCUGUUACUGGGCCCUGUUCCCUUGCUGCUUUUAAUAUCUUUUCUUUGUUCUGUAGAUUUGGUGCUUUGACUACGAUGUGACCUGAGGAGUUUCUUUUUUGGUCUAGUCUGUUUGGUGUUCUGUUUGUUUAUGGACAUCUCUCUCUUUAAGUUGUGGGAAAUUCCUUCUGAGUUUCUUGAAAAUACGUUCCGGACCUUGGAGCCUGGAAUCUUCUUUUUCAUCCAUCCCUGUUAUUCUUAGAUUUUUGUCUUUACGUGGCAUCCUUGAUUUCGUGGAUUUUUCUGUUUGGAACCUUCCCGAUUCUCCAUUCUCAUUGAGAGAAGUAUCAUUUUCUGCAAGUGGAUCUUCAGGACCUUGGAUUCUCUCUUUCAUCUCUUGUAUUCAAUUGCUGAUGCUUAGCUCUGUGGUUUCCGAUCUUUUCUCCAAGUCCUCCAUCUCCAGGGUUUUCUCUGUUUGUGUUUUCUCUGUUGAUUCUAAUUCUGUUUUCAUGCCUUGCACCAUUUCCUUCAUCGGUUUGAAUGUGGAUUCCUGUCUUUCUGGGACGGUGUCUAUUUUUUGUUCAUUUCUGGUCUGUAUGUCACUAACUGUGCAUCUAUUUGAGCCUCUAUUUGUUUGGCCAUAUUUGCCUGUAUUUCCUUAAGAGCUUCAUUCGUUUCCUCUUCAUUUACCUUCAUUUGUUCGGCUGUUUCAUUGAGAACUUUGUCUCCUCUUCAUUAGCCUCCAUUUAGGUGGCUAUUUCUUUGAGAAAUGUGUUCGUUUCCUCUUUCUGUUCCACUGAUAACUGUAUAAGCAUUGCUUUAAAGUCAUUUUCCUGUGUUUCUGAUGAAUUGGAGUAUCCAUUGAUUUGGGGAGUCGCUGGUGAAGCCAUGAUGUCCGGAUCUCUGUGGGAUGUGUCCCUGUGCCGACUCGUUCUGACUGGUUUCGUCCUUCUCCGGCAAGGAAGGAAUGAAAGAACACCUACUUAUGAGAAUCCCUAUGAAUGUAACCAGUGUGGGGAAGCCUUUUCACAACACGGACUUCUCCACACGCAUAGAAGCUCACACCCUGGAGAGAAACCCUACAAAUGCAACCAAAGUGAUAAAGCCUUUGUACGUGGCAGUAUUCUUCGAAGCCAUGAAAGACGUCACACCGGAGAGAAAAACUACAAAUGUGUUCAGUGUGGGAAAACCUUUUCACAACCCAGUUAUCUCCACAGUCAUAAAAGAACACACACCGAAGAGAAACCUUAUGAAUGUAGUCAAUGUUGUAAAGCCUUUGCAUGUUGUACUGGUCUCCGAAAGCAUGAAAGAACACACACCGGAGAGAAACCCUAUGAAUGUAAUCAGUGUGGGAAAGCCUUUGCAUGUUGUACUGGUCUCCGAAAUCAUAAAAGAACACACACCGGAGAAAAACCCUAUGAAUGUGUUCAGUGUGGGAAAGCUUUUGCACGUUGUAGUGAUCUCCGAAAGCAUGAAAGAAUACACACCGGAGAGAAACCCUUUGAAUGUAGUCAUUGUGGUAAAGCCUUUGCACAUCGUAGUGGUCUCCACAGUCAUGAGAGAACACACACCGGAGAGAAACCGUACAAAUGUACUCAGUGUGGUAAAGCCUUUGCACAACCCAGUUAUCUCCACAAGCAUGAAAGAACACACACCGGAGAGAAACCCUACGAAUGUGUUCAGUGUGGGAAAGCCAUUGCACGACUCAGUCAUCUCCACAGUCAUGAAAGAAUACACACCGGAGAGAAACCCUAUGAAUGUAGUCAAUGUGGGAAAGCCUUUGCAUGUUGUAGUUAUCUCCAAAAGCAUGAAAGAACACACACCGGAGAGAAACCGUACAAAUGUACUCAGUGUGGUAAAGCCUUUGCACAAACCAGUAGUCUCCACAGGCAUGAAAGAACACACACCGGAGAGAAACCCUACGAAUGUGUUCAGUGUGGGAAAGCCUUUGCACGACUCAGUCAUCUCCACAGUCAUGAGAGAACACACACCGGAGAGAAACCGUACCAAUGUACUAAGUGUGGUAAAGCCUUUGCACAAUCUGGUAUUCUCUACAGGCAUGAAACAGUUCAUACUGCAAAGAAACUCGAUUGAUUUAAUCACUGCACAUUGCAGCGAUCUCUGAAGACAUGAAAGAGUUCGCAGUGGAGUGAAAACAUGAAUAUAACCAGCAAAGCCUUUGCACGUCACCUUUUUUCCAAGCCAUGAAGGAAAUCACAUGGGAGGGAAAAACUUAGGAGUGUUUUCAGUACGAGGAAACCUUUGUACAUUUCUAUGGGCUUCACGCUCAUGAAUGCAUCUCCUCACUACAAAGCUACAUACACGUCGCUCACUGCAUGUGACGUGAACUUGUCUGUAUGCCUGGACGGUCCGCGAGUCCGUGUGUCCCUCAGGGGUGUGUGUGAGGCGACUGUGGGCUGUUAGGCCACGGCAGACGUGUACAGAGUGGGAGAUGGCUUGUCGCAUCUCCUUCGCCUUCUCAAUGUGAGGACUGAGGCCUGGUUGCCGGCUUGGGACACCAGGAACCUUCCUGCAGCUCUGUGUCCCCCGAUGCCCCAAUAAGAGUCAUCGAGACGUGACGUCAGCACAACGUCGUCGUCUUUUCACACUGAACACACGGUCAUGUGACAGUUGAUGAGCUCAGGGCGAUCUGAGCCGUCAGAUCUGUUUGCAAAUGAGAGCGAGCAGCGGUUCUGGGCAUCGAGCCACGGGUUUAUCCCCAUGAACGUGUCACGGAGAGCAUGUAGGUGUGAAAGGUUGAUCCUAAACUCGUCUCUCACUCAGCCCCGAGGACCCAGAAGGCAGGAGAUUGAGAGCAUAAAAAGCAACCUGGUGCCGAAAGAAGAUUCCGAGCCAAACUCGCCACAGCAGUAUGGAAGCGUCCAAAAAAUGGCCAGGGCAGAAACUGACAGCAUACGUGUUUAAAGGCGCCCGACCACGUGGCCAAAGCUUGUCACCCGACCGAGCUCAUCCCACACGGGGUCAGUGGGCAGCACGGGAGCCCACAAGGACACGUGUCAUGUUACGCCUCGUGCAAAGAGAGAAGAACGUGAAGGUCUGAAGACCAGCUCUCCUGACGUGGUUUCUGCUUCUCCGGUGCAGACAUUCCGUUAGGAGCCCUGAGCCAUGAAGACUCCAGAUGCUGUGCAGGCCGCUGUCCUCCCUCCAGAUGCUGUGCAGGCCGCUGUCCUCCCUCCAGAUGCUGUGGAGGCCGCUGUCCUCCCUCCAGGUGCUGUGCAGGCCGCUGUCCUCCCUCCAGAUGCUGUGGAGGCCGCUGUCCUCCCUCCAGAUGCUGUGCAGGCCGCUGUCCUCCCUCCAGAUGCUGUGGAGGCCGCUGUCCUCCCUCCAGGAGCUGUGCAGGCCGCUGUCCUCCCUCCAGAUGCUGUGGAGGCCGCUGUCCUCCCUCCAGGUGCUGUGCAGGCCGCUGUCCUCCCUCCAGAUGCUGUGGAGGCUGCUGUCCUCCCUCCAGAUGCUGUGGAGGCUUUGUCCUCUCUCCAGAUGCUGUGCAGGCUUUGUCCUCACUCCAGAUGCUGUGGAGGCCGCUGUCCUCCCUCCAGAUGCU
Messenger RNA from Psammomys obesus (fat sand rat), 3603 nucleotides. Its product is annotated as zinc finger protein 709-like. The record is from RefSeq and is a predicted model, not a curated record. Gene Ontology annotation, molecular function: RNA polymerase II cis-regulatory region sequence-specific DNA binding; DNA-binding transcription factor activity. Gene Ontology annotation, biological process: regulation of transcription by RNA polymerase II. NCBI's taxonomy places the organism in Eukaryota, Metazoa, Chordata, Mammalia, Rodentia, Muridae. Bases 930 to 2135 code for a protein of 401 amino acids. The transcript has 2 exons.